AUGUGGGAACUCCGGUCUAUAGCCUUCUCCAAGGCUGUGCUAGCAGAGUUCCUGGCCACACUGAUCUUCGUCUUCUUUGGCCUUGGCUCAGCACUCAAUUGGCCACAGUCUCAGCCUUCAGUGCUGCAGAUUGCCAUGGCCUUUGGCCUGGCUAUCGGCACCCUGGUUCAGGCUCUGGGCCACGUCAGUGGGGCCCACAUCAACCCUGCUGUGACUGUGGCCUGCCUGGUGGGCUGCAAUGUCUCCUUCCUCCGGGCAGCCUUCUAUGUAGCCGCCCAGCUGCUGGGGGGCGUGGCGGGGGCUGCUCUGCUCCAUAGGAUCACACCAGCAGACAUCCGAGGGGACCUGGCUAUCAAUGCACUCAGCAACAACACAACAACAGGCCAGGCGGUGACUGUGGAGCUUUUCCUGACCCUGCAGUUGGUGCUCUGCAUCUUUGCCUCCACCGAUGAACGCCGCACAGACAACCUGGGCACCCCUGCCCUCUCCAUUGGGCUCUCUGUGACCCUGGGCCACCUCCUUGGGAUCCACUACACAGGCUGCUCCAUGAAUCCUGCCCGCUCGCUGGCUCCUGCUGUGAUCACCGGCAAGUUUGACGACCACUGGGUCUUCUGGAUCGGACCUCUGGUCGGCGCCAUCCUAGGUUCCCUGCUCUAUAACUACGUCCUGUUCCCGCCCAACAAGAACCUGGCCGAGCUUCUGGCGGUGCUGAAGGGGCUGGAGCCCGACACCGACUGGGAGGAGCGCGAGGUGCGACGGCGCCAGUCUGUGGAGCUGCACUCGCCGCAGAGCCUGCCGCGCGGAAGCAAGGCUUGA
Molecule: messenger RNA, 816 nt
Organism: Suncus etruscus (white-toothed pygmy shrew)
Lineage: Eukaryota; Metazoa; Chordata; Mammalia; Eulipotyphla; Soricidae
Gene: AQP2
Product: aquaporin 2
Exons: 4
Coding region: 1-816 (271 amino acids)
Biological process (GO): transmembrane transport
Cellular component (GO): plasma membrane; apical plasma membrane
Molecular function (GO): water channel activity
Source: RefSeq, a predicted model, not a curated record